Molecule: messenger RNA, 2141 nt
Organism: Lepisosteus oculatus (spotted gar)
Lineage: Eukaryota; Metazoa; Chordata; Actinopteri; Semionotiformes; Lepisosteidae
Gene: cdk20
Product: cyclin dependent kinase 20
Biological process (GO): protein phosphorylation
Cellular component (GO): nucleus
Molecular function (GO): ATP binding; protein serine/threonine kinase activity
Source: RefSeq, a predicted model, not a curated record
CAUGCCGCGCCUUCCCGCUGGCCCGCGGUAACUAUGGAAACCUCUCCAAGGCUGCGGAGAGCUACUGCUUGUUUCCAGUCCUAGCUGAACGCCAUGGGACAGAAACCGAGUUUCCCCUUACAAAACUGGAUCGACAGCGCCGUAGCUGAUCAAAUGAGGUUCGGCUUAUGACCGUUUGUAAUAGUUUUCUAAACGCCAGGUGAGGCGCGGCCUUCCAGGCGUCUCCGAUCCCCGGUGUUUCCUGCGGUUGUGCCCGAUGGAUCAGUACAGCAUACUGGGCAGGAUCGGGGAAGGAGCCCACGGCAUCGUUUUUAAAGCCAAGCAUAUUGAGACGGGAGAGACGGUGGCCCUGAAGAAGGUCGCUCUCCGGAAGCUGGAAGACGGGAUCCCCAGCCAGGCGCUCCGCGAAAUCAAGGCGCUGCAGGAGAUCGAGGACAACCCCUAUGUGGUGAAGCUGAAGAAUGUGUUUCCUCACGGCACCGGCUUCGUGCUGGUGUUCGAGUACAUGCUGUCUGACCUGUCGGAGGUCAUCCGCAACUCCCAGCGGCCCCUGACGGAGUCGCAGGUCAAGGGUUACAUGAUGAUGCUGCUGAAGGGCGUGGCCUUCUGCCACGAGAACUCCAUCAUGCACCGCGACCUGAAGCCGGCCAACCUGCUCAUCAGCUCCACGGGGCACCUGAAGAUCGCCGACUUCGGGCUGGCCCGGCUCUUCUCCAGCGAGGGCGACCGGCUGUACAGUCACCAGGUGGCCACCAGGUGGUACCGAGCGCCAGAACUUCUGUACGGGGCCCGUAAAUAUGACGAAGGAGUAGAUCUCUGGGCGGUGGGGUGUAUAUUUGGGGAGCUGCUCAAUAACUCCCCUCUGUUUCCUGGGGAGAACGACAUCGAGCAGCUGUGCUGCGUGCUGCGGGUCCUGGGCACCCCCAACGAGAAAGUGUGGCCGGAGAUCACGGAGCUGCCGGAUUACAACAAGAUCACCUUCAAGGAGAAUCCGCCGAUCCCUCUGGAGCAGAUUGUUCCGGACGCCUCUGACCAGGCUGUGGACCUGCUGAAGCGGUUCCUGGUGUACCCAUCCAAACAGAGGAUAACCGCCAGCCAGGCUCUGCUACACCCCUACUUCUUCACGGCGCCCCUCCCCGCCCACCACUCGGAGCUGCCCAUCCCCCAGCGGGGGGGCAAGCGGACCCGGCAGCGCCUGCCGCACCCCUGCGAGUUCUCGGUGGACAGGCCCCUGGAGGAGAGCCUGGUGGACCCGCGCCUGGUCUCCGGACAGGCCUGGGGGUGUUUCUGAGCCGGUCCCCCCCCGCCCCUCCCAGCACAGGGCGGCAGGGGCUCCCCUCUUUCUGGGCGAACCAGAAUCCACUGCGUCUCCCCCUCCGAGCGGGGCCGCUGGACAGUCUGAUCUCCUAAAGUACAGACAGCCCUACCCUUGCACCAGCAUAGAGGCGAUGGAGACUGCUGAGGAUCUUGCACGUCAUUUGAAGACAAAUUAAUAAUGCAGAACACAGACUGACAAACAGAUGUUAUUUUUAAGAUUGGGUUUGAAUUCAAAUCGAUUUCCUACGGAAAUGAAAAAUGACUGGAAAGGCUGUCUCCCCAGUUAUCUGGGUGUAGUUGCAUGGGCCCACCACAAGAGGGCUCUCUUAUAUUAACAUUGAACGUGUAAAACCGGCUUUUUGUUGGGUUUUUUUUGCUGUUUAUUUCCUGGUUGUGACAUGUUGGGACACCCCAGAGAAACUCUUAGAGAACAUUUAUGGUAUAUAAAUUUAUAUACAUUUAUGCAGGCCAAAGGCAUGCAGGGAGGUUAACUGGCUUGUGGGAAAAUGGGCCCUGGUGCUUGUGUGUGUGUGUGUGAGCUGCGCUGGGCUGGACUGGAAGAAGUGGUUAGAAAAUGGAUAAGACGUUGUGACUGAUUAUCACCAAGCAGGGUAUCUGAACAAGACAGGUAGAUAAUUGAAGCCCCUGGGCAGACCUUUCUGAAAGGUAACCCCACCUCUUACUAGCACAUCUGUCCAAGUUAUUGCAUGAGUUUGCUCUGAGAGUGCAGAGCUGUGAUCUAGCCGGGAAUCUUGUGUCACAGAUACAGUGGGAACAGACAAUAAACAGGACCCUGGGCUUUUCCGGGGUGAGCAAAAACUAAA